AUCGCUUAGUCAGAGGAUGGUGGAUUUUGACUAAGCCCUCCAGCUGUGUCUGGUCUACUGAUCUCCCGCCUGGUCAGGUGUUCCUUUGUUUUGCCUACUCACUCUUCAUGGAAAUGUUGCAGGGCUUUGUAUCACCCCGAGUGGCUGCCUCUUAUCCUGGCAGCCAGCUGAAGUGAGUCUGCAAAGAAACAGGCCUUCCCCUUGUGCUGGUAUGAUCUCCCCAGCCCAAUGUGUCGAUCUCUCCUGCAUGGUUAAAUUCUGGGACAACCGCUAUUAAUCAUGCUUGUACAAUAGACCAGCAAUCCUUCUUUUCACAAAACUUGUUUCAUCGUGAAUGCCCUAGCUUAGGUAAUUUCUCAUUAUUUCCAGAGUUGAUUAGUUACAUUUGAUUACUCUCUUUAAUCCAGCCAGAUCUUCUUUCAGUCCUAGUUAUAUUUACAAAUUAUUUGGCAAAUCUAUUCUCUCCAUUCCCUGUGACUAACAAGUCCUUAUUCCAGUUUGUAAGUGGCAUUGCUGCUAUGGUUGUCUUGAACAUCUGCUGAUUGUUUCUGGACAGGGAAUUAUGGGGAGAGUGGAAUGGACGCUUUCAAAGAGUUGGCUGCCCAGGAAGGCCUCUGCAUUGCCCAUUCUGACAAAAUCUACAGCAACGCUGGGGAGAAGAGCUUUGACCGACUCCUGCGCAAGCUCCGAGAGCGGCUUCCCAAGGCCAGAGUGGUGGUCUGCUUCUGCGAAGGCAUGACUGUCCGAGGACUCCUGAGUGCCAUGCGGCGCCUUGGUGUUGUGGGCGAGUUCUCCCUUAUUGGAAGUGAUGGAUGGGCAGACAGAGACGAAGUCAUCGAAGGUUAUGAGGUGGAAGCCAACGGGGGAAUCACGAUAAAGCUGCAGUCUCCAGAGGUCAGGUCGUUUGAUGAUUAUUUCCUGAAACUGAGGCUGGACACAAAUACGAGGAAUCCGUGGUUCCCUGAAUUCUGGCAACAUCGGUUCCAGUGCCGCCUACCGGGACAUGUUCUGGAAAACCCCAACUUUAAAAGAAUCUGCACAGGCAAUGAAAGCUUAGAAGAAAACUAUGUCCAGGACAGCAAAAUGGGGUUCGUCAUCAACGCCAUCUAUGCCAUGGCACAUGGGCUGCAGAACAUGCACCAUGCCCUCUGCCCUGGCCACGUGGGCCUCUGUGAUGCCAUGAAGCCCAUUGAUGGCAGCAAGCUGCUGGACUUCCUCAUCAAGUCCUCGUUCAUUGGCGUAUCUGGAGAGGAGGUGUGGUUUGACGAGAAAGGGGAUGCUCCUGGAAGGUAUGAUAUCAUGAAUCUACAGUACACUGAAGCUAAUCGCUAUGAUUACGUACAAGUUGGCACCUGGCAUGAGGGAGUACUGAACAUUGAUGAUUACAAAAUCCAGAUGAACAAGAGUGGGAUGGUACGAUCUGUGUGCAGUGAGCCUUGCCUAAAGGGUCAGAUUAAGGUCAUAAGGAAAGGAGAAGUGAGCUGCUGCUGGAUUUGCACGGCCUGCAAAGAGAAUGAAUAUGUGCAAGAUGAGUUCACUUGCAAAGCUUGUGACCUGGGGUGGUGGCCCAAUGCAGAUCUAACAGGCUGUGAGCCCAUUCCCGUCCGCUAUCUUGAGUGGAGCAACAUAGAGUCCAUCAUAGCCAUCGCCUUUUCUUGCCUGGGCAUCCUUGUUACCUUGUUUGUCACUCUCAUCUUUGUACUGUACCGGGACACUCCAGUGGUCAAAUCCUCCAGUCGGGAGCUCUGCUACAUCAUCCUAGCUGGCAUCUUCCUUGGUUAUGUGUGCCCUUUCACUCUCAUCGCCAAACCUACUACCACAUCCUGCUACCUCCAGCGCCUCCUGGUUGGUCUCUCCUCUGCCAUGUGCUACUCUGCAUUAGUGACCAAAACGAAUCGCAUCGCACGCAUCCUGGCUGGCAGCAAGAAGAAGAUCUGCACCCGGAAGCCCAGGUUCAUGAGUGCCUGGGCCCAGGUGAUCAUUGCCUCCAUUCUGAUUAGUGUGCAGCUAACCCUGGUGAUAACUCUGAUCAUCAUGGAGCCCCCCAUGCCCAUUCUGUCCUACCCAAGUAUCAAGGAAGUCUACCUUAUCUGCAAUACCAGCAACCUGGGUGUGGUGGCUCCUCUGGGCUACAAUGGACUCCUCAUCAUGAGCUGUACCUACUAUGCCUUCAAGACCCGCAAUGUGCCCGCCAACUUCAAUGAGGCCAAAUAUAUCGCCUUCACCAUGUACACCACCUGCAUCAUCUGGCUAGCUUUUGUGCCCAUUUACUUUGGGAGCAACUACAAGAUCAUCACGACCUGCUUUGCAGUGAGCCUCAGUGUAACGGUGGCCCUGGGGUGCAUGUUCACCCCCAAGAUGUACAUCAUUAUUGCCAAGCCCGAGAGGAAUGUCCGCAGUGCCUUCACCACCUCUGACGUAGUCCGCAUGCAUGUUGGCGAUGGCAAGCUGCCCUGCCGCUCCAACACUUUUCUCAACAUUUUCCGAAGAAAGAAGCCAGGGGCAGGGAAUGCCAAUUCUAAUGGCAAGUCUGUGUCAUGGUCUGAACCAGGUGGAAGACAGGUGCCCAAGGGACAGCACAUGUGGCACCGUCUCUCUGUGCACGUGAAGGCCAAUGAGACGGCCUGCAACCAAACAGCCGUCAUCAAGCCCCUCACUAAAAGUUACCAAGGCUCCGGCAAGAGCCUGACCUUUUCAGAUACCAGCACCAAGACCCUUUACAACGUGGAGGAGGAGGAGGACGCCCAGCCGGUCCGCUUCAGCCCUCCGGGCAGCCCCUCCACGGUGGUGCACCGGCGCGUGCCGUCCGCGGCGGCCACCCCGCCUCUGACCGCAGAGGAGACGCCCCUCUUCCUGGCCGAGCCGGCCGUCCCCAAGGGCUUGCCCCCUCCGCUGCAGCAGCAGCAGCAGCCCCCGCAGAAGUCCCUGAUGGAGCAGCUGCAGGGCGUGGUCAACAACUUCGCCUCGGGGAUCCCCGAUUUCCACGCGGUGCUGGCGGGGCCCGGGGCCCCCGGGAACGGGCUGCGGCCCCUGUACCCGCCGCCGCCGCCGCCCCAGCACCUGCAGAUGCUGCCGCUGCAGCUGAGCACCUUCGCGGAGGAGCCGGUGUCCCCGCCCGCGGAGGACGAGGACGACAGCGAGAGGUUUAAGCUCCUCCAGGAGUACGUGUACGAGCGCGAGCGGGAAGGGAACACGGAGGAAGACGAACUGGAAGACGAAGAGGAGGACGCGCAGGCGGCCAGCAAACUGACCCCGGAGGAUUCGCCCGCCCUGACGCCGCCGUCGCCUUUCCGAGACUCGGUGGCCUCGGGCAGCUCGGUGCCCAGCUCCCCGGUGUCUGAGUCGGUGCUCUGCACCCCUCCCGACGUGUCCUACGCCUCUGUCAUUCUGCGGGACUACAAGCAAAGCUCCUCCACCCUGUAGGGAGGAGGGGCCAGGUGGAAGAGCGAGAGAAGCCGGCGAGCUCCAGCACCUCCAGAGAUGCGGAGAGGCUGGGAGGAGAGGCUGGGAGGGGAGGCUGGGAGGAGAGGCUGGGAGGAGAGGUUGGGAGGGGAGGGCAACCGGGAGAGGAGGACGACGCUGCUGCUGCUGCUGCUGCUGCUGCCUUAAGUAAGGAGAGGGAAAGACACCAAGCGAUGUGAUCCAGGCCAGGAUUCUGAUUCUUGAGUUAUUCAAAAGCCUUCUCUGGGAAGAAAGGGAAUUCUGACAAAGCACAAUUCCAUAUGGUAUGUAACUUCUAUCGCAAAAAAUUAUAAAUAAAUAAAACAUGAAGUCAACAAAAAUAAUCUCCUCUUUUGCACAGUCGUGCAUAGCUAUAUAUGUCCACACACAUUUGGCCACGCUUGGGAAGGGACGGCCCACGUGGAUGUGCCAGCUGAGCCCUGAGUUCGCCUGCUGGCACGCACGGUGAGCCUGGUGGAGCCAGACAGAGCAGGUGCGGGGCAGGGGAGGGCGCAGGGUGUGGAAUCGCCCAGUGAACAGAUGAGGGGACAGCAGCUCGCUUCUCAGAAGCCCUUCUCCCUGCUGGGCGACAGGCUCCUAGUCUUCGGGAGACUCAGGAACUGGCACCCCAUCCAGUGCCAGCCUUGCCAUGGCGCUUGAAGAAAGGUGCAUGAACCCCCUGUUGCUCUGCGAUUUCCCUCUAUUUAGGACAAGAGGAAGAAGGUCAAACUGGUCACCAAAAAGUGCUUCCUCAGGAGUUCUACGGGCGGAAGGAGUGAGAAGCAAAACAGUAUGCAAGCCUGUGACUUUGAACAAAACCAGUCACCACCAUGGGCUUCUCACAUUCCGGACUCCCUUAUUGGUGAUUUUUGGAAAAAGGCCAGAACAAGAGAUUGUUUUGAGAGUGGCGGAAGACCUUUUGUGCAUUAACUCGUGUUUGUGCCAAAUGGGCUCUCUCCAUUGCCCUUCAGUUAAAAGAGAACAAACCAUGUGGCAAAAUUGUUACCUUCCACUAUAUUGUAGCAAAUAAUACUUACCAGUUGAACUUCUAAGAUGCAGUCUAUGUACCAUGUGGUGCCAUUGUUUCUCCUAUGUACUACAGGAACAAAUCCAUCUUUGAAUCUAACGGUGUACUCAUAGCAACUAUUACUGGUUUAAAUGACAAAUAAUUCUUUCCUAUUGUCACUAAAGUCCCUGUAACUAGCAAGUGAAUGUGUUCCUUUGUCCUUGUUAUAUGUGUGAUUAUAAAAUUUGUGCAAUGUAAUGUCAAUCUAAACGCAAGUAGAAGAAUGUCUUUCAGAGAUAGUAUAGCUAUUUUUUAUGUUCCAAUAAUGUUUUAUAGCUCAUUGUCACCAAUAUGUACAGAAACUCUUUGAAGGUUUAAAUACUGUGGUCCAAUAUUUUUCAGAGGCAGCUUAGAUGGUCAUUCCUCUUCUAAGAGGGAACUUAUUUUUCAGAUAUUUUAUGAUGUGGAAAUAUGUUAUUAAUGAAAUGGUUUGAAAAUUUAUUAUAUUAAAAGUUCACAGAGACUGAAGGUGACAGUCAAAGGCACAUUUUAUAAGCUUGCACACAUCAUUAUUAUUACAUAAUAUUGAAAAACCAGUGUUUUGAUUAUUUCAGGUUAUUUUACAUUUUUUUGAAGGUUUUCCACAGCUCUUGAGCAUUAUGUGUUUUUAGCAUACAGUAACAUCUAAGUCUGGUCAUAAUUUCUCAAUUGUUUAUUUAUCACUUACAUUUUGUCUCCUUUUCAUUUUUAUUUUCAUGUACCUUUACUCUUGUAUUCCACUGUCAUAACUUUUCUUUAUAUUUUUGCUAUUUGCUGCUGUGCAAUAUCCAUGGACGUGUAAUUCACUUAUUCCAUCUUGACCCUCCCUUUUUGCACCCAAUAAAAGGAUUUUUCUCGCUCUUUUGAUUUCUUCUUUUAUUUGUGGAACGAAUCCUACCCCCUUAAAAAUCUUUGUUUAUGCCUUAUGUUCAGUCAUAUUUUAAUAUGCUUCCUUCAAGUCGAAGCUGCUGAUUUCUCAGCCAAAAUCAUCUUAGAAUCUUUAAAUAUCCACUACAUCAUUUGUUCAGAACUUAACAUCAACUCCAAUGUUGGAGGCUUGUGUUUCUUAUGUUUCACCAUGUUCAACUGCCAAGUUUAGUUAGUUCCACAUCAAGAAGGAACUGCCCUUUCUUUAAAACAAAUCAUUUGAAAACACCUUUAGUAAAAAGACCUCAUGACUGAAAUGUAGAUUUUAGUUCCAUGUUUUCAUUGUAGUAAAACAAAAUGAGGAAAAGAGAUGGUCCCAAUGCUUCAUAGAUGGAUUUCUACUAAUUGGCAAACUUGCAAGGGAAAACAUACUAUCUAUUAUUAGUGAAACAUUUUUUUUUUUAUCUUAAUGCCACUAGCAUAUCUCCUUAAUGUCACAGGACUUGUGCAUUCAGAUUUUUUAAAGUUAGAAUGGAUAAGGAAAACAACUUCUAUUCAAAUGUAAGGUGUCAGUUUGUUUGAGGUCUUGGUCUGAGACAUUUGGUGAACACAUUCAACACUGAUCACAUUAUUACUCUGAAUGCCUACUAAUAUCAUGAUUACGAGUUUUCCUGAAUAAUAGAGUAUUAGUUCUUAUAUCAUAAUUGUUCAAAACUGGAGAUGUACACACACAUGCCCUAUACCAAAAGGUCAGAAACUCUUCACCUUAAUGUAUGUGCUUAUACAAGUUGUUCAGCUUCUUGUAAAAGUGUCUUCCUUUGGCUCAUUACUGCCUUUUGUCAAAUAACCUUGAUGAUGCUGUAUAAUAAAUAUUUUCUAUUUAUUAAA
Microcebus murinus (gray mouse lemur) is the source of this 6241-nucleotide messenger RNA. It is a transcript of the gene GRM1, whose product is annotated as glutamate metabotropic receptor 1. Gene Ontology annotation, biological process: G protein-coupled receptor signaling pathway. The record is from RefSeq and is a predicted model, not a curated record. Gene Ontology annotation, molecular function: G protein-coupled receptor activity. NCBI's taxonomy places the organism in Eukaryota, Metazoa, Chordata, Mammalia, Primates, Cheirogaleidae. Gene Ontology annotation, cellular component: membrane.